Penicillium griseofulvum is the source of this 645-nucleotide messenger RNA. RefSeq lists its product as uncharacterized. The coding region runs from base 1 to 645 and encodes 214 amino acids. The transcript has a single exon. The record is from RefSeq and is a predicted model, not a curated record. NCBI's taxonomy places the organism in Eukaryota, Fungi, Ascomycota, Eurotiomycetes, Eurotiales, Aspergillaceae.
AUGUCAGCUAACUAUAACUGGCAGGCAAUCCACCCAGUCUACGGCGUCCCCCUCGCCGUAAUCCAAGCCACAAAACAACCCCGAAUCCACUGCGACGUCCGCCAAAAACACAACCUCCCAUCUAGAUCCUGGGCCGUCCGUAUUUCCACCUGGAUCAACACCAACUAUUUCCUAUGGUGUUUAUGCGCCGGUCUCGCCGACUAUCGCUCCGACGAGAAAUGGACAAAUACCUUCAACACUCACCACCGCAAAACCUGGGUUGAGAUUCAGGCUAGAGUUCAGGAGGUCGAGGGGCCUUAUAGGUUCGGUAUACCUAUCCCGAUGCCGCCGGUCAUGAAGGCGGUCGUUGUUCAUCAUCCCGAGAGUGGGCCUGCGGAGACGUUUACGGUUCGUCCUGAGGCGAGGCCGACGCAUCUUAUCCCGAAUAUUACCGGUGUGUCGAGGGAUGCUGUGUGGGGACUUUUGCGGUUUGUGACGGAGCGGCAGGCUGAGGUGCCUGAUUUGUUUGAUGUAGUGCUUCAUAUGGCGCCGCCGGGGCUGGAGCGGUCUGUAGAUAAGAUUGAGCGUAGUGUGGUGAGGGAGGAUGUAUCUGAGGACGAAUGGGAGGAUGAUGUGGUAGAUACGUACUACCGGUUUGGGAAAUGA